AUGAAUAAGCCAUCUUUUAUCAAAAUUAACUCUGAAAGAUAUGGGAAUAUGUUGUAUAAAGAAGGUUCAAACAAUAAAGUGUCCACUAAUUAAGUAUUUUUGAAAAGAUUUAAGGAAAAGUUUACAAUAUUAUAACCAACUUAGAACUGCUAACCUAGAUAUAAAUUUUAAUUUUUUUAGUAUUAUAGAAGAUAAGUUUCACUUGCAUAAACAGUCUCUGUUAAGUCGAAAGAUAUAAUGUGGGUAGAUGUCUAAGCUAUAAUUAAAUUUAAUUAGGUAUUUAGAAAAACCUGUAUAAUUGAUGUAAUGUUAUAGUUUUAUAAUGAAAGUGUUUCAAUGAAUUACAUGCUAGGAAAUUAAAACAUUUGA
This is a messenger RNA of Tetrahymena thermophila SB210, 369 nucleotides long. RefSeq lists its product as hypothetical. The transcript has a single exon. The record is from RefSeq and is a predicted model, not a curated record. Lineage: Eukaryota; Ciliophora; Oligohymenophorea; Hymenostomatida; Tetrahymenidae.